AUGGAUGCGUCGUCGUCGCCGUCGUCGCCCACUACUUGUCAUGGUCCAGCAGCAGCAGACGAUGAGCCGUUACAUUCGAAUCGAGAAAGCAACACUGUAACUGCACCAUGCCUUUAUGUUGAUCGUUCACCCAUGGACUCUCAUGUUCACAGUCGAAAUUCGUCACCAGCGACAUCACCCUCACCGCCAUCUUCACCCAACACUCGAGCCAGACCUCGCAUACUCGCAUCGUCUUAUAGAUUUACUAGCAAUACCCGUUUCAUUAUUUCCAUGCUGGUUCUUGUGUCCUUUGCCUCCCUCGCCAUCAUCCUAGAUUCAUUCACCAACCAUCAACGAGACGUGAGCGGCUGUCAAGAAAUAUACAUGCGUCCAACCUAUAUUCGACAAACUGGAUUUGAUAGCGAAAUGACGCGCUUUGCUGGCAAAUAUGCGCUGUAUCUUUAUCGCGAAAAGGAUGUCGAUCUUUCGGAUCAGCCAUCAGGUGUCCCCGUUCUAUUCGUCCCUGGUCAUGCUGGAAGUUAUAAACAAGUCAGAGCCAUUGCUGCAGAAGCCGCCUUCCACUAUUAUCAAUUGUAUGCACAACAUCCUGAGAUCCAUGAACAAGGCAUGCGUAAUCUCGACUUUUUUACAGUGGAUUUUCAUGAGGAAUUCUCAGCACUCCAUGGGCAAUCGUUAUUAGAACAAGCCGAGUAUUUGAAUGAUGCGAUUGAUUACAUUCUCAAGAUAUACAAGUCCGACAAGUAUCCUGAUCCUGCAUCUGUCAUGAUCAUUGGUCACUCCAUGGGUGGUGUCGUCGCCAAAACGAUGUUCAUGCUCAACAAUUAUCAACCUGGUACGAUCAACACCAUCAUCACACUUUCAACGCCGCAUGUAUUACCUCCCGCACCAUUCGAUUGGAAGAUAUCAAAGAUCUACGACGAUAUGCAUCAAUUUUGGAUCGACGGCUACAAUCUCCGAGGCGAUGAUACCACCACGGCCCGAUCCCUCCGGGAUGUGACCAUGAUAUCCAUUGCUGGUGGUACACUGGAUAACACCGUAUGUUCCGAUUCAGCCAAUGUGGGCGCCUUUUUACCUGCAACUCAUGGCUUUACAGUCUUCACUACGGCAAUCCCACGCGUAUGGACCGGCAUGGAUCAUUUGGAAAUCUUAUCGUGUAAGCAGCUUGUACACGUCUUGGUGAAGGCCAUGCUGGAUAUUGUGGAUGCAAGAAGAUCCUCGCAAGUCAAAUCGGUGUCUGAGCGCAUGAGCAUCAUGAAACGAGCGUUUUUAAGUGGGUUAGAGGAUCGUGGCUCGGAACCUAUAUCAUUGGGUUCAUUGAUGUAUUUUGAUCAUGUCAGCUAUUUGGAUAUUGACGAACGACUCGUGAUACAAGGGGAACGAUCCAUCAAAGGCAAUCACGUGACACUUUUACCUGCAUUUGGAAGCAACAAUGAUGCAUUUGCUAUCUUGACGGAUCAGGCAUUGGAUGAAGCAAGAGGUCGCUUUUCAUUGUAUUUAUGCAACCGACAUGAUGGACAUAGUGGUGGCGUUGCUUGUAAGAGUGCUGAUACGCUCGUUGCCCCUGUACCUGCAUCUACACCACACGACCGGUAUCCAUUUUCAGGAAACACGUUCAGCUUUGCCAGUAUUGAAUUUGGUCAAAUGGAUGGACAUGGAUGGAUUGGUAUUGCUGAUAAUGGUGAUUCGGAUGGCUUUCUUAUUGCCGAACCUUUCAGCACCACUGAGAAUGCCUAUCGAGUGGAUCAGUCCAUGUCAUCCAUCGCCAUGCUAGGCGCCCAUGUAAAAGUGAAUGCAUCUCUCUUUACAAGAAUCCAUAUCCCAGCGAUUGAAAAUCCCAUGCUUGCUUAUCAUCUCACGUUGACACGCCAAUGCAAUGAUCUUGGUCUUUUUGCCCCCUUUCUCCGCCAAUCCAUUUCGACCAUGCAUGAAUCCAAAUUUUAUGUCAAUGUUGGCAAUGGCCCCACUGAUUUUACACUCCAUGGCCGAACCGCCUUUUCAUCCAUGACCAUCAGCACAGCCGAUGUGGACCAUCAAGGAUUCUUAUUGCAAAUGUGGAUGGAUCCAACCACUUGUCAAGAACCCAUCCAUGUGGAUAUUGCCAUUGAUUGGUAUGGAAGUGCAGGUCGGCUUGGAUUUAGAAACGGCAUUAUGUUGGCUUCUUUUACGUUCAUUAUUGUCAUUCUUGUGCUGGCGGGACAAAUUGAAUGCUACAAUCGCACAGGCAUCUUUCCACAUUUUGGACAAGGACUCAGUUUUUAUAUUCGACGCAUCUUGCCUGUGAUCAUGUUAGCAGUGGGAUUAUGCAGCAUUUACCAAUGUUCAAUUUACGAUGGGCAUGACUUUGGACUUGAUAUUCCUUGGGAGCAUGUGCUUGAUGGCAAUACGGAUCCAUUCUUUUGGUGGCUACCCUUGGCUGGCUUGGUCGUGAGCAGUGGCACUGUUUGUUUUAUAUGGGUGGUCGUCGAUCGAUUACUACUACUAUGUGCUUAUGUGUUAUCCGGUACUUUUGGAACCCAGCGUGUUCUUACAUGGAGUAGUCAUCCCACGGAGACAAAGCAACAGCGAUUUCAAAGGCGAGCCAUCACAACGGUUAUUUUAUUUGUCCUCGUAGCCACUUGCAUCCCAUAUCAAUUUGUAUUUGUUGUUGCCUUUUUGGUGCAUACUGUCAAUUGUAUAAGGUCGUUGGUGCGGUCCUGGUCUUCACCGUCACGAGUGAAUCGAUACCAUUACAUGCAAUCAUUAUUAUUAUUAUUUGUGACGUUACUCCCAUUCAACCUACCCAUUCUGGUGGUGUGGAUCAGGAAUUUGUCAGUGCAUUGGUUUGUUCCUUUUUCAUCAGACCAUAAUGUAUUUGCCAUUGCACCCUUUAUUCUAUAUGUGGAAUUAUUGACAGGCCACCGCAAGAUGUUACCACGGCAUGAAGGAGUGUGGCGGUGGGCUACCCGAGGACUUUUUUGUAUGGUAGUAGCGUAUGCGUUUCUGUACGGCAUCAAAUAUGCACACUCGUUGUAUUUUCUGGCAAAUCACAUGAUGGCAUGGUUUUUGGUGUUACACGUACGCGAUUCGCAUUAUGGAAGGAUGGCAUGGCGCUAUGCGGCCAACCACAUCUGGCAUCCCUUUCUUAGUAAAAAGCAUUCAUGA
Messenger RNA from Lichtheimia ornata, 3141 nucleotides. RefSeq lists its product as uncharacterized. Gene Ontology annotation, biological process: endoplasmic reticulum to Golgi vesicle-mediated transport; GPI anchor metabolic process. The coding region runs from base 1 to 3141 and encodes 1046 amino acids. The record is from RefSeq and is a predicted model, not a curated record. Gene Ontology annotation, molecular function: phosphatidylinositol deacylase activity. Gene Ontology annotation, cellular component: endoplasmic reticulum. Lineage: Eukaryota; Fungi; Mucoromycota; Mucoromycetes; Mucorales; Lichtheimiaceae. The transcript is spliced from 7 exons.